CUGUAGGACAUGCUUAAUGGAGAUUUCCAAUUUCUGCUCUGCUUCCUGGGAGCUGGCAUCCUAGUUUUUAAUAUUCCACACCUGCAGUGGGUGUUGAUUUGGGGCUGAAUUGUAGACCUACUUUCCUUCCUACUUUCCUGGGUGUGUUAAAGGAAUUCUUUCAUUUCUCCAGAGGAAAAGAGAAGCUGAACGAGUGAGUUGCCUGAUGGUGGGGAUGCAAUCUGAGUUGGGAAACCUGUACCUGUGAACCAUGGGGGACCAAUUCCACGAGCAUCCUUACUGGGAUUUCGAUCUGGAGACCGCUCAUGAAGUGGUACUCUCCUUACAGGAGAGGGAGGCGGCUGAAAAUUUCUCAAAUGCAGGCCAGGCUCCAUCUUCAGUUGAGCAGAGGCAGCUGCAGCAGGAAACCCAGGAGGAAGAUGAUGAUGGGGAGGGCAAGAUUUGGGAUGGUAACCAGGUAACUGAGAAUGAAGGAGAACGUUGUGCGAUGUUGUCAACAGGGCCUGAAGCUUUAACAACAGAGAUGAACCUUCAUCAACACCAAAGAGUCCACACCGGUGAGGCCCCCUAUACAUGUAGAUACUGUGGGGAAAGCCUUAACAGCAGCUCGGCCCUUAUUGAGCAUGAAAGAAGUCACAGGGGAGAGAAGCCCUAUAAAUGUGAUGUGUGUGAAAGAAGCUUCAGUCGUAAGUUCAACCUUGCCAGGCACCGAGCAACCCACACUAAAGAGAAGCCUUAUGAAUGCUCAGAAUGUGGGCAGAGCUUCAAAUUUAUUCCAGACCUUACCAGACACCAGAUAAUCCACACAGGAAAUAAACCAUACAAGUGCUCAGAGUGUGGUAAGGGUUUUGAUUAUAAAUAUCCCCUUAUUAGACACACAAGAAAGCACACCAAAGAGAAGCCUUAUAAAUGUGAUGUGUGUGAAAGAAGCUUCAGUCAUAAGUUCAACCUUGACAGGCACCAAGUAAUCCACACUAAAGAGAAGCCUUAUGAAUGCUCAGAAUGCGGGCAGAGGUUCAGUCAAAAGAGCAACUUGAAAGUACACCAGAGAACCCACACAGGUGAGAGGCCAUACAAAUGCUCCGAAUGUGGCAAGACAUACAUUACGGGAGCCAACCUUAGGCUGCAUCAAAGAUUCCACACGAAAGAGAAGCCUUAUAAAUGCUCCGAAUGUGGGCAAAGCUUCAGCCACAAGAGCUACUUGACAGUACACCAGAGAAGCCACACAGGUGAGAGGCCAUAUGAAUGCUCACAGUGUGGCAAGAGGUUCACUACUCGAUCCAUACUUAGGGAGCAUCAAAGAAUCCACACAAAAGAGAAGCCUUAUAAAUGCUCAGAAUGUGGGCAGAGCUUCAAUCGUAGCAAACAGCUUACCGAACACCAGAACAGCCACACAGGAGAGAAUCCAUACAAGUGCUCCGACUGUGGUAAGGAGUACAGAUGUAAAUCGAGCCUUGUUCGACACAAAAAAAUCCACACCAAAGAGAAGCCUCAUCAAUGCUCAGAAUGUGAGCAAGGCUUCCAGUUCAGCACACAGCUCAUCGCACAUCAGAGAACCCAUGAAGUGGAGAAAACAUACAAAUGCUCAAAGUGCCACAAGGAUUUUACUUCUCCAUUUGAUCUCAUUAUGCAUAACAGGAUGCACACUGAAGGAGGACCUUACAAAUGCUCAGAAUGCGAAAAGAGCUUCAGGUGCAGCACAUCCCUUAUGGAACAUCAGAAAAUUCAUAGAGGAGGGGAGCCAGAUUUGGGCCUGAGCCAUGCUUCUGAACCAAGUCUUGUUCAACAUAAAGUCACACGCCCUGAAAAGAAACAUUUUGUAUGUUCCAAGUGUCACAGCACAUUUGGGUGCAGCGGAAGCCUUGGGUUACAUCAACUGAAGCAUAAAUAGGAGACAUUGUAGAGUUUCUCAGGCUGCAGCAAGACCCCUUUUUAAAUAUCCAAUUAAUCAGCACAAGAGAAUUCCCACUAAAUAGCCCACAAGUGUGGGGAAAGCUUUUAUGAUAGUGCACACAUUUCACAUCUGUUUAAUCGGCACAAGACAGCAAUGGAGAGACAGAGAGAUGUUGCAAAUGCUUGUUUCUCUCUUCUUCUACUUCAGUUUAUUACUCCAAUCACUGGUACUUCUUUUAAAU
Lacerta agilis (Sand lizard) is the source of this 2135-nucleotide messenger RNA. RefSeq names its product zinc finger protein OZF-like. Bases 251 to 1891 code for a protein of 546 amino acids. Gene Ontology annotation, cellular component: nucleus. Gene Ontology annotation, molecular function: RNA polymerase II cis-regulatory region sequence-specific DNA binding; DNA-binding transcription activator activity, RNA polymerase II-specific. Lineage: Eukaryota; Metazoa; Chordata; Lepidosauria; Squamata; Lacertidae. The record is from RefSeq and is a predicted model, not a curated record. The transcript is spliced from 5 exons. Gene Ontology annotation, biological process: regulation of transcription by RNA polymerase II.